This is a messenger RNA of Sabethes cyaneus, 1761 nucleotides long. RefSeq lists its product as uncharacterized. NCBI's taxonomy places the organism in Eukaryota, Metazoa, Arthropoda, Insecta, Diptera, Culicidae. The coding region runs from base 1 to 1761 and encodes 586 amino acids. The record is from RefSeq and is a predicted model, not a curated record. The transcript is spliced from 4 exons.
AUGGGAGCUCCUUCUGACCCCGUAACAACCUCGUCUUGUUCCUCAGUUAACUUUACAAACAACGCUUGUUUAUCUGAUUGCUGCCAUCUCAGUCGUCCUGGUCCUGUUCACGGUGGUUUGGAAGGAGUCUCCCAGCCUGCACUUCCAGGCAACCUCGUUCCGUCUACAAGUCCGUACAAUAAACAAUUAGUGGAUCCUAAUCGCAACGAGUCUCCUCUUCGUCCUACUCUACAACCGGGCCGCACUGUGGACAGCACCAUGGAAGCUCCCGGCCCUCCCAACCCAGUCGAGCUAAUCGCAGCCUGCGCUCAUCACAGUCGUCCCGGUCCUGCGGUUGGUUGUGGUAUGGGAGUCUUCCAAUCCGUAGCCUCAGGCGAGUACCCUUGCAACCCAAGUAAUGAACUUCCGGUGUUUAGUCCCGAAUAUGAAGUUUUUCGAUGCGACCGUGGGCCCAGAAAUAGUCGGAAGUUAAUGGGAGGUGGCGUGCUUGUCGCGGUUAAUCAGAGACUGAAAGCAAAACUGAUCGAAAAUGAUCAAUGGAGCAGUAUUGAGCAAGUGUGGGUGUGUAUCGAGUUCACUAACUGCAGGUUGUUCCUGUGUGAAAUUUACAUCCCCCCCGAUCGAGUACGAGACGAAGGUCUGAUCGACGUUCACUCCCGCUCGGUUAUGACAGUGAUCGACUUGGCGACAGCAACCGACGAGCUCAUUAUUAUCGGUGAUUUUAACCUACCAGGACUUUUAUGGCAACCAUCCAGUAAUGGUUUUCUCCAUCCGGAUCCCGAUCACUCCGUUGUGCACAGUGCAGCAUUACGGCUUCUAGACUGCUACAGUUCUGCCAUUUUGCGACAGAUCAACCACGUGACCAACGAGAACAUUCGCUGUCUGGAUCUCUGCUUCACCAGCGCACAGGAUGUUGCUCCAGUCAUUUCGCUCGCUCCGUCGCCACUAGUUAAGCAAGUGAGGCAUCACCCUCCACUAGUGCUUACCCUCAGCAAUCACCACUCGAAUCUAACAAAAACUAUCCCCUCUGUUUCGUAUGACUUUCGAAAUGCUGAUCACCGAAGCAUUGCCGAAUUCUUCGCCACUAUCAACUGGUUUGAUGUUCUCGACGAAAACGAUGCCGACAACGCCGCCUUGACUCUUUCGCACAUAAUUGUGCACGCAAUCGAUCGUCACGUACCCAAGGUAGUACAUUCGUCAAACAGCAAGCCCUGGUUGACCCGCGAGCUUCGCAUGUUGAAGACUGAAAAAAGGGCUGCACUUAGGAUAUAUUCCAAGUUUCGUAACCGCUCACUGCGUGAUCAAUACAUAAAAUUAAACACCGUAUACAAAAGAACCAGUCGGACAUGCUUUAGACGACACCUGCAGAGAAUCCAGCGCAAUCUGAAGGUGAAACCAAAAACGUUCUGGAAGUAUGUUAGCGAUCAGCGCAAGGAAUCAGGCCUUCCAUCAACUAUGAUGCUCAAUGGACAGGUUGCUUCGGAGCCCCAGUAUGUCUGCCAGCUCUUUGCCGAUAAAUUCGCCAGAACCUUUUCCGACGAAAUCAUCCCGGACGACCAAAUCUCCCAAGCUGCUUGCAAUGUUCCACUAGUGACUAUGAAUACUCUGUGUACGCUCAACAUCGACGAAGAAAUGAUCUCUCGAGCCGCAUCAACGUUAAAAUCAUCGACUAAAUCCGGCCCAGAUGUCUUCAAGCAGGAACGCAUUCGAAGAUUCAAUAACGCCUCACUGCUCCAGAAUGAAGAUAAUAAUAACACUUGA